Carassius carassius (crucian carp) is the source of this 579-nucleotide messenger RNA. RefSeq lists its product as uncharacterized. The transcript has 3 exons. Lineage: Eukaryota; Metazoa; Chordata; Actinopteri; Cypriniformes; Cyprinidae. The record is from RefSeq and is a predicted model, not a curated record. Bases 1 to 333 code for a protein of 110 amino acids.
AUGGCACAAUUUGGCCACCUGAUGGCAGUGUUGAGCCUAUGCCUGCUGGCCGCUGUGGUGAACUGUCAAGAGACCCCCCCACCACCUCCUCCUCGUCUGGGACAGGAGAUCUGCACACACUACACUCAAGGUGGGACCCUCCUUCUGGAUGGGCCAAAGGUCUUUGAAAUGAUGCUGAUUGAGUUUGGACGGGCAAUCCAGACCCUGAACCCUAUGGUGACUCAACAGUGGAUGGAUGAAGUAGAUGACGAUCACGACAAACGCCUCAACAUGGCUGAGUGUGCCAAACUCGUCCAGAGAGUCUCUGAUUCCAUCCAGAGGCCUCCACAAUAAAGAAGUCUCGUCAAAUGAUUGAAGUAACUUGUACUUGUGUACGGAGUACAGUUUAUGAAGAAAAAAAAUAUGAUCUCACAGAAACUUAGUAUGUAGGUCUGUAGCUUAAUCUCAUACAAUUAAUACUAUAAUGAAGGCUAUCAAUCAUAAUCUAAAUAAAGCUAUGUAUUGUUAUAUAAAUUUCUUUAAAACCAGGAAUUAAAGAAUCUUAGUCAAAAAUGAAGAAAUAAAAUGGUCAAAAACACA